Messenger RNA from Polyodon spathula (Mississippi paddlefish), 3129 nucleotides. RefSeq names its product atrial natriuretic peptide receptor 2-like. The record is from RefSeq and is a predicted model, not a curated record. Bases 1 to 2967 code for a protein of 988 amino acids. Gene Ontology annotation, molecular function: protein kinase activity; ATP binding; peptide receptor activity. The transcript has 26 exons. Gene Ontology annotation, biological process: receptor guanylyl cyclase signaling pathway; cGMP biosynthetic process; intracellular signal transduction. NCBI's taxonomy places the organism in Eukaryota, Metazoa, Chordata, Actinopteri, Acipenseriformes, Polyodontidae.
AUGGACCAGAUCUUGCAGGGUCUGGAAGGGGUCAUCUGUUAUUUGGACGACAUGCUGAUAACAGGCAAAAAGGUCAAGGAACACCAGGCCUUAAGGGCAAAUAGAGGGGUGGGUGAGGCUGAGAAGAAAGGCCAAGAUGACCACUGGAUGCUCACACCAGUCUGCAGUGCCUAUAGACUGCAGAAAGAGAGGGUGUUGAAGGUACAGGGCUAUAAUGGUAUGGGUGUGGGUUCUGGUGGCCGUAAAGGCCCACACCCCCUAUGUCUGGAGGAAGCAGAGAAUCUGGGCUCCCGAGUGGCGCAUCCCAGCGUGCAGGAUGCGCCCAAUAGCUUGUUGAUCACCGUUUUGAAUUCAAGCUAUGCCAUGACCGACCGUGGAUGGGAGUUCCCAAGAGCCAGUGUACAACUGACCAAGCGCUGCCUGGGUGGGACACUUUUUCUAAGAGCUGCUUUUGGAUGGCAUGAUUUAGAUAAUAGCGAGUAUGACUGCUGGCCAUUAGAAAAACCAGAUGAAUUUAACAUGAUAGACUGUGGAGGUCUGGAGAUGGCUUGGGUACACAGACCACCAGAGAAAAUUAUGAGUGGAGAAGAAUUCAACGUCACCUAUGCAGUAACCGCAUCUGAUGAGUUCUAUCAGUGGGCAGUAGAAAACGGUAUCUUCCCCCACAGUCAUAUACAUAAUGCAGCAGCUGCAAAAAAGUUCUGUGAAGAGCAAGACUGUCCUCCAAAUUGGAAAGAUGCAAAUGGACAGAACUGCUGUGUACAUCAUGCAAACAUACAUUCCUGUCCACUGGGGUUUAUGAAUAAAGGUGGAAUAUGUGGGCCCUGGAUCCCUGAUGAUGGCCGGAUUUUUACCCACACCCUCUCUACAGCUGGAAAAAUGACUCAAAGGAAUUGGACUGCAAAGGUGGUCCUGGUUCAUGUGGGGGUGACUUCCUUGAUUGCUCAUGUCAGGGUAGGGAUGAUGCAGGUUGCUGUGGAGGCGAAGACCACAGUCUUGCCUGCUAUAGUGUGUGGAGACGGAAUUUGUGAUGCAGAGGAGAUGUGUUCCACAUGCCCUGCUGAUUGUGGUGAAUGUCCAAUGACUGCAGCAAUCAAGGUUGCAAUAUGCCUCCCAAUUAGCUUUGUCUUCACUGGCUUCAUCCUUACAGUAGUGUGGUUUCAAUAUCAAAAACAAAAAAUGUUUUGGGAUGAGAGCUGGAUAAUUGACUUCAGUCAAAUAAAACAAGCUCACAUUGCUUGGACCACCAUGGGAAGCACCGUGAGUAUCCCAUUUGGAAACAGCGACUCCAAUGCCAGCUGUAUUACAGCUCUCAGCUCCUGCACAGGAGCUCUCAACACAUCCAGAAAACAGUACUUCACCCAGACCGGGAUAUAUGAUGCACGCACAGUAGCUAUUAAGAAAAUAAAGAAGAAAACCUUUUCUCUUACAAAAACUAUCCGGAGAGAAGUAAAGCAAGUUAGAGAGCUUGAUCAUCCAAACCUAUGCAAGUUUUUUGGUGGCUGCAUAGAGGUGCCAAAUGUAGCCAUAGUAACUGAGUACUGUCCGAAGGGGAGUCUUAAUGAUGUUCUACUAAAUGAAGAAAUUCCUCUCAACUGGGGCUUCAGAUUUUCUUUUGCUACUGAUAUUGCAAGAGGAAUGGCUUACCUUCAUCAACAGAAGAUUUGUCAUGGACGAUUAAAGUCAAUGAACUGUGUUAUUGAUGACCGUUGGGUCUGCAAACUCUCAGAUUAUGGUCUGUCAACAUACCGAAAAGAAGACUCAGAUGAAGUAAUCGGCACAUACCAACUGAGGCUGCUGCAGGUUUACAUGCCACCUGAAGCCCAGUCUCCAGAAUUUGAGCCCACGCUUGCAGCUGAUGUGUUCAGCUAUUCAAUAAUAUUACUGGAAAUAGCAACUAGAAGUGAUCCAGUUCCGGCAGAGGACAAUUCACUGGAAUGUGCUUGGUGCCCACCUUUGCCUGAAUUAAUUACUGGCAAGGCAGAGAAUAGCUGCCCCUGCCCCUCAGAGUAUGUGGAGCUGAUCCGAAGGUGUCGGGCACAUAACCAAGCCCACCGGCCUACCUUUGAUCAAAUAAAGAAGUUCUUGUAUAAAAUCAACCCAAGCAAAGUCAGCCCUGUGGACAUGAUGAUGAACUUGAUGGAAAAAUACAGCAAACAUCUGGAGGUGCUGGUAGCUGAAAGAACCCAGGACUUGAUGCAUGAGAAACAGAAAACUGAUCGUCUGUUGUACAGUAUGCUCCCCAAACAGGUAGCUGAUGAUCUAAGACAAGGAAAACCAUCACAAGCCCAAAGCUAUGCAAGUGCAACAGUAUUUUUCAGUGACAUUGUUGGCUUCACACAGCUGUCAAGCACUAGCACGCCAUAUCAAGUUGUAGAAUUCCUAAAUAAGCUUUACACAACCUUUGAUGACAUUAUAGACAACUACGAUGUUUACAAAGUUGAGACCAUUGGAGAUGCAUAUAUGGUGGUAUCAGGAGUGCCUAAGGAAAAUGGCAUCCUCCAUGCCAGUGAAAUAGCCAGCAUGGCUCUGGAUCUUAUGGCUGUCUGUAGGACUUUCAGAAUUCCUCACAAACCAAACAACCAGCUGCAGAUUCGGGCAGGCAUUCAUUCAGGUUCAGUUGUAGCUGGGGUGGUUGGAACAAAAAUGCCCCGAUACUGUUUGUUUGGUGAUACAGUAAACACAGCCUCAAGAAUGGAAUCGACAAGUGAAGCCCUGAAAAUUCAGUGCAGUUCGAGUUCUUACUAUCUCUUGGAGAAGAUAAAAGGAUAUGUGUUAACUUGUCGAGGAACACUGCAAGUAAAGGGAAAGGGAGACAUGGUUACCUACUGGCUGGAGGCGAAGCAAACAGUGCCUGUAAAUAAGGAAUCUUCACACAAAACUUCAGCUAUCCUAGAAAAUGAGAAGGACAAUUACACUGCAAUUCCAGGUGUUCUCAAUGAUGACCUUCAAAUAAACCUAGCCUAAAGUUACCUUAGAGCUUUAGUUUUAUCAUUCAGAGCACAUCCAGCCCAAUGUAUCUGUGUUACUGUCAUAGAUGGAGGCUUACUUUUACCAUUUGUAUGGAGGGAAACAAGGAUUAUCUAACCUUUGUUAUGCUUUCAAUGAAAAUAAUAAUAGAAACUUGGA